Molecule: messenger RNA, 1723 nt
Organism: Drosophila eugracilis
Lineage: Eukaryota; Metazoa; Arthropoda; Insecta; Diptera; Drosophilidae
Product: prolyl 4-hydroxylase subunit alpha-2
Exons: 9
Coding region: 26-1687 (553 amino acids)
Biological process (GO): peptidyl-proline hydroxylation to 4-hydroxy-L-proline
Cellular component (GO): endoplasmic reticulum
Molecular function (GO): L-ascorbic acid binding; iron ion binding; protein binding
Source: RefSeq, a predicted model, not a curated record
CUCUCGAGAGCGGAUCUCAGGCAGAAUGGUGUUCCCGUUGCGAUCGGUACUCCUCUUGGUGCUCCACCAACUAGUCUGCUCCGUUUCUGGAGUGGAGUUCUUCUCCUCCAUAAACGAAAUGACCAAAGUCUUUGGCUACGAACAGAAAAUGCUGCUGCACAUGCAAAGGUUCCUUGCUGAGAACCAGGGAAAAUUGGAUUUCCUAAAAGCCCGGCUGAGGGAGUUCGAGAGUGAGCGGGAUGAGGCCCGUGAAUGGGGCUCAGCAUACUUGGAAAGUCCCAUAAACCAAUAUUUGCUUAACAAAAGGCUGACCGUAGACUGGCAGCGAGUGGAGAACCUAAUGGAGGCAUCGACAGGCGAGAAGCCGCUGAAUCGCCUGAGGAAGCUCAGAAAUCGUGAGACAAUGCCAGAUAAAAAGGAACUAGACGGAGCCAUUGAUGGGCUACUUAGACUUCAGUAUGUUUACAGGCUGAAGGCCAAGGACCUGGUCAGGGGAGUCUUGGAUGGCGUGGAUUACGGCACCCAAUUGAACUCCGAGCACUGUGUGGAUAUAGCUAGGUUGGCUUUAAGGGAUCAGCAUCCGCAAUUGGCUCACUCCUGGUUGAUCGAAGCCAAAGAUCGUUUGUCCGGAGGAGAAAGGGCCAAGGAACUGAAGCCACAGAUACUGGCUCUCCUGGUGCAGGCCAAGAAGGAGUUGGAGGACUUCCGCGGUCUCAACGAUACCUACCAGGAGCUAAUCAGCAUUCACCCAGUCAGUGAGGAGCACGUCCGGAACUAUGAGACAUUCAUGGAGACUCUCAGGGAAAAGUCUCUUCUGAAUGAAUCGAAGACCAUCCUGGAGCAUCCUCCAAUUCCUAGGGAGGAUGAGCCCGUGGGCGAGUUCCAGGCCUACAGCCUCACCUGCAGCGGUCACUGGCAGCUCACUCCCAAGGAAAAACGCCACCUUCGCUGUGGCUACGUGACCGAGACACAUCCUUUCCUGUGGAUAGCACCUCUCAAGGCGGAGGAACUGUUCCAGGAUCCCCUGCUCGUACUCUACCACGACGUCAUAUACCAAAGCGAAAUCGAUGUCAUCCGGAAACUAACCAACAACAGGCUUGUUCGUGCCACCAUAACGGGCAACAAUGAGUCCGUGGUGUCCAAUGUGAGAACCAGCCAGAUCACCUUCAUCCCAGCCACGGCGCACAAGGUUCUGGCCACCAUUGAUCAAAGGGUUGCCGAUAUGACCAACUUGAACAUGAAGUACGCGGAGGAUCACCAGUUUGCCAACUACGGAAUCGGAGGACACUACGGCCAGCACACGGACUGGUUCUAUCAGACAUCUUUUGACGCCGGCUUGGUCUCCUCUCCCGAAAUGGGCAACCGCAUUGCCACAGUUCUCUUCUAUCUCUCGGAUGUGGCCCAAGGUGGAGGCACUGCCUUCCCCCAGCUGAGACAACUUCUCAAGCCCAAGAAAUAUGCAGCUGCCUUCUGGCACAAUCUACAUGCCUCUGGAGUGGGCGAUGUUCGUACCCAGCAUGGUGCCUGUCCCAUCAUCGUAGGAUCCAAAUGGGUUCAAAACCGCUGGAUCCGUGAGAAUGAUCAAUCUGAUCGACGACCCUGUGAGCUUUGGGAUGAUUCGUUGGCCACCUACGCCCAGAUUUUGGAAAUGAAUAAGAGGAAUGAGGCGCAGGCAGCUUCUAGUUAAGCUAGUAAUAAGCCAGGUUAAGCUUUAAGUGAACCA